This is a messenger RNA of Chenopodium quinoa (quinoa), 1365 nucleotides long. RefSeq lists its product as uncharacterized. Lineage: Eukaryota; Viridiplantae; Streptophyta; Magnoliopsida; Caryophyllales; Amaranthaceae. The coding region runs from base 712 to 1293 and encodes 193 amino acids. Gene Ontology annotation, molecular function: cysteine-type peptidase activity. The record is from RefSeq and is a predicted model, not a curated record. The transcript is spliced from 6 exons. Gene Ontology annotation, biological process: proteolysis.
GAAAAAGUGGAGGGUGAAAACAAGAAGAUUGUUGCUUCAUCCUCAAAAGUCACAAAAAGGUACAUUAUUUAUAUUAAGUAAAUGUUCAAAAAUAAUAAUGAACAUUUUCAUAUACCUAAAUGUACAUUUGUGUUAUGUAAUAUGACCAGGAAUGAUGAUAAGAAAAAGUCAAUUGCAGAAAAGAAGAAAAAAACUGAAAAGGAAAAGGUUGAAAGGUAUAAUUUCAAAUUUAUUUAUAUACACUCAAAUGUUCAUUUAUGUUCCUCAUAAUUUUCUUAAUUUAACAAUAUUUUAUAUUGAACAACAAGACCAAAACGCGAAAAGCAAACAAUUCCUCCUGCUUUCCGAUCUCCUUACUUGGUGAAGUACAAGGAUCUGUUUAAAGAUGAGAAAGCCAUGAACCAAAUUGCAGUAGACUUUGCUCUUGGUGGAAAAGAUGAAAGUGCACUCUUAUACUAUGAUGGCUUGAAUCUCAUCAAUAGAAAUGAAAUGAAAACUCUUGGAGAUGAUGUUGAAGUGACAAAUUGUGUCAUAGAUGGAUGGGCAAGGUUUCUUAAUCAUAAAAAGCCGAGAAACAAGAUUUAUUUCUCAACAGUGCUUCAUGUUAGUCUUUCUUCUUUUUUUAUAUUAUUGAUUCUAUUUUCCUAUGAUAAAUAAUUGCUAAAAAUUCAUUUAACUUCUAUAUGUUUGUUUCUAUUUCAACAUCACAUUAUGUGCACAAAUAGAGUUUGUCGAGAAGGAUCAUCAAUGAAGACAAGAAUUAAUGCCUUCAUAGAAAGAAUUGACAAUGAACUGAAGUUGAAUAAAAUUGACAGCAUUGUUGGAUAUAAACAGGUCUUCUUCCCAGUAUCAACUUCUCAACAUUUUUUUCUGUUGUGCGUCAAUCAUAUAGAAGACAAAAUUCAUAUAAUUGACAAUAGAAAACUACCAAAAAAGGUAUCAGUCCAAGCAAAAUAUGAAGAACAACCAAAAAUGAUGUUAAAAGGAUUGGCAGAGUACAUGAAACACCUUGGAUAUCAAGAUGCAAAAAGAAUUGAAGACUACACAGUUGUUUUGGAAAAGAUGAAAUGGCGUAGCAACAAUGACUAUACAAACUGUGGAGUUUACAUUAUGAAGCAUAUGGAAACCUUCACUGCUGAUCCUAAUGAGAGCUGGAUUUGUGAUUUAAAACCAAACAAUGUGGAACAAAUUAGAAAUCUAAGGCUCCAAUACACAGCAGAACUGAUGUUAUUUGAAGAAAACACUGAAUCAAGAGCAAAUAGAAGGAAAGCUAGAAAAUUUGCAACUUUGUAGUUUCAAAUGUUCAUUUACAACUAUGUAUAUGUUCAUUUCUUAUAUAUGACUAUUUUUUUUUUUAAGAAAUAG